Messenger RNA from Zootermopsis nevadensis, 5129 nucleotides. RefSeq names its product eukaryotic translation initiation factor 4H1 (gene eIF4H1). NCBI's taxonomy places the organism in Eukaryota, Metazoa, Arthropoda, Insecta, Blattodea, Termopsidae. The record is from RefSeq and is a predicted model, not a curated record. Gene Ontology annotation, molecular function: RNA binding.
AUUACUUAAGUAUUCAUUGUAAGUUCCUGGCAUUUUCGUCGCAUCCAACAUGGCUGGACGAGGUGGUUAUGAUGAGCGCGAUCAUAGAGAUUAUGGAGGAGGCGGAAGACGAAGAAAGCCUUUGCCUACAGAACCUCCAUUCACAGCAUAUGUCGGGAACCUGCCUCAAGGAGUUGUACAAGGAGAUGUGGACAAAAUAUUCCAACAAAAUCAGGUGAAAAGUAUUCGUCUGGUUCGUGAUAGAGAAACAGACAAAUUCAAGGGUUUCUGCUAUGUUGAAUUUGAUGACGUCCGUGGCCUGGAGGAGGCGUUACAGCUUGAUGGCAGUGUGUCUGUUGAGGGCAACUUUCUGAGAAUUGAUGUGGCUGAGGGAAAACGCAGUGAUCGGGGUGGUGGUUUUGACAGGGGUCGAUCACGAGGUGGCUUCCGAGGAGGAAGAGGUGAUCGAGGUUAUGAUGACUUUGGAGGUGGUGCUGGUGGAGGUAGUAGUUUCAGUAACCGAGGUGGACGAGGUGGAGGAGGUGGAUUUUCAGAUUCACGUGGAAACCGGGGUAGCUAUGGCCAUUUUGAAGAGGGUGGUGGAGGAGGUGGCAGGGAAUGGGGUCGUGGUGGUCGAGGAGGUUAUGCGGGUCGAUCCAGGCCUGAUACUGGUAGAGACAGGAGACCACCUACAGAAGAUUUUAAGGAACCCUCUGCAGUGGAUGUAGGUGCAAGACCGAAAUUGCAGUUAAAGCCUCGAACUGUAAACAAACCUCUCAAUCAGUUGGCAGAGACAAGUCAGUCAUCCAAGAUAUUUGGUGGAGCAAAACCUCGUGAAGAGAAUUUUCCCAAGUAAAAAUAUACACUGCAGUUUAUAUUGUGGUUGGUUACUGCAAAAGCAGAUCCAAGGGAGACCCUGUAAGUUGCGUCCAUAAGUCAAGGCAGAUCAUCAGUCAUGGAAUUCCAUUGGGAACACUUAAUUUUUAAGCACAGGAAACAUCAGCUGACUUAAAUUGUUGUUGAUGCUCUGUUUCAUGCUGUCGCAAUCCUGUUAUUGAAACAGACCCUGCUCAUCUUUUCCCCAUACUUAAUAUAUCCUUAUUCACAAGUACUAUUUAAAAAUUUCUUUCCUAGUCUAGGAAUUGCCAAGGUAAAUAAACUUUUUUUAAUUAGAAUGAUUUUGAAGAUCAAUAUUCCCAUCAUCUUGGCUUUUAUCGUGCCCAGUGAAUUCUUGGAGAGUUAUUUUCUGAGCCGAUUCUAAUUUUUGCUACUGUGGUGUAGUGAUUGAAUAUUUGCAGGCAUGUUUAAUGUUCACUGUAUAUAAACUCCUGUGUUGUAAGAAAUAGAAUUGGUUUUGAAAUGAAGAUAACCAACAAUGAAGAUCAGUUCAGCACUUCGUGAUUCACCACAAUAUGAAUACCUUGUCCACUGAAGGAUGUGACUGACCAAACAAAGUGAAGCAGCUCGUAGCCAGAUGCCUUGUGUCAAUCUUAAAUUAGAAUUCGUGUUUAUAGCACCCUUAGAUUGGUUCUUGUGCUGCUGUAACAUAAUGAAGCUUUCCCAUUAGAUAUAGGUAGUGUUAUUUCUUUCAGUAGCUAAGGUAUAAUUAAAAUACUUUAGGCAAGUGAUUUUUGUACAGGGAUACUGGCACUACUAAUGUUCUUCAAUUUGUAAGAAACUUUUGUCCUUUUUUUUUUGACCUUGUGGGGGGGGUUUAUAAAUUAUGUUUGCUCGUGAGAGACGUGUCCCUCUUGAUAUGUUGUCAAAUAAUUUAACAUAAUAGAAUCACUAUAAAAAUAUUUGAGGGGUUGAUGUUUUUUUAAAUAAAAUAGAAAGUCACGUAAAAAUGAAUAAAUGAUGAACAGUACUGUCAGGAACUCUGGAUGUGUUCUAUUACUGUUUUCAGUUUUAUGCCCAGUAAGUGAUAGACAUGCUGAUAUAUCAAAAAAAUUAAAAACGGUAAAAAGCAAAAAAUAUAUAUACACUGCUCGAUCUUAAUUUCUACAAAGGAGGAGUUAAUUUUGUAUGACUGCAAAAUAAAAAUAUAGCAUCACGGACGAUGAUGCAUGUUUUAUAAUUAAAACGUAAAAUGAUGAAAUAAAAGAAAAAUGCAAACCAUGUGACAGUUAAAUGUUAUAAGGUACUUUUAAUGAAGCAACAGAAAAAUGGACAGAGAAAAUGCUGUUGCUGGUACAGUGUUGAAGUAUAAAAAUUAUGAUGGUUCUUUACCCUUGCUCCUAUGUGUGUAAAACUGAUAAUAAAUUUUUACAUUAUCAGUAUUCUGUGUAGGUCACUAUGCUUAUACAUAUUAAAAAUAAUGUUGGUUUGCCCCAGAAUGCAUUUUUCCCCAUUAUGACCAACCUCAACAGAAUAUCCUGAUGCAGUAUGAAAAACAUAUUGUUGUCUGUGCAACCUGGAUUUUUUUUUUAUGUUUUCACUGUCACUAUUUUGUGAUUAUAGAAUUCAGUGAGAAGCAUUGACUGUUUCCCAAGAUGUUGACCAUGUGAAGAAUUUACAAUUAUUUAUAUUAAAUUUUAAUUUUAAAAAAUACCUUGGAAAUAUAUAUUCAUCAAAUUAAUAUUAAAGAAUAUAACAUACUGGAUGUUGAUGAACAGUGUUAGAUCAGUUACAUAUUUUAUUAGAGAACUGCUUUCUGCAGUGAGUCGUAAAGUAACUGAAACAUUACUCUUUGUGGUGUCAUAAUGAUAAGGUAACAAAAGAUUUAAGGAAAGAAUUGACUUCAUGCUGAAUUUAUCACUGCAUAAUUAACUUUAUUACAAAUAAGAAUGCAGGUAAUUCAGAUUAUGGUUUGUAAUAUCACCUUUGAACCAACAGUUCAAGGUUUGGAUGCUCCUCAUUUCAAGUCACCAUCACCUUUCCUUUGCACUUAUCUUCAAAGGAAGAAACUGCCCUAAGCCUCAGGGAAGAACAAUUUGCAAGACCUCAGUGCAGCUGGGAAAAUUACAUUGAAAUAUAUAUUAGAGAAAUGGAGUGUGGAAUGAACUGAACUAGUUCAGGAUAAACUCAGUAUUGGAUCCUUAAAAGUGGGGAAUUUGUCAGUUAUUUGUGCUCUUGUUUCUGUUACUUUGGGCACUCCAUGGAUCCUCUGUUCAAGAAACUGGAGACACCAGCUUUAGAAAAGAUCUCUGCUCUAUGACAAAUGUUUUGUAUAAUGUAAGUAAGCAUGUACUACAUACCCAACUCCUGUUCUAAGGAUGUGAACUGAUGAUGACUACACUACUUUCUCCAGAUCAUGUGGAAUGCAGUUACCAGUGACCCUGUCCAUAGUAUUUGUCUGUCCUUAAAAAUCAUAAGCUUGGAUAGCUUUGUCAGUAAAUUGACUGACUAUGGACUGGACAACCAAGGUUUGGGAUUUCUGUUUUUGCCACCACAUCGAGGUUCUCGGUCCUACUCGGCUUCCUAUUCCAAAGGAAUCGCAGCCUAUUUCAAUGGGGGUAAGAGAGCUAGAAUGUGAUGCUAAUCACUCUUGUCUCUCUCUCCAAUGCUGAGGUUAAGAAUGUGUCUUCAUAGCAUGAUGCAUAAGCACAGGGACAGUUUUACCUUUAGAGUAUUUCAAAUCUGCUUAGAAGUUUGGCAAUUUCUCUAUAACUCUCAUAUGUACAUGUAAUGACAAUUUGUGAGAAUUUACUAACAUUUCUAUGUCUGUUCAUCUCCAGGCACUUUGAUCUGGAUGAAAUUUGGUAUUAGAUCAUUCUAAACAUUUCCAUACAGAUGUACAUAGCAGUUCAUGUUGCUCAAUAUGAGGGUUAGAGUUAAGUGUUACAUAUUUGAUGCAUAUUACUUUAAGUUGAAAAUCUAAACUUUAAUAAGGACACCAUUAUUUUGUUCUGUACAUUUUUUCAUAUACUGUUUGUUUCAAAUAGUUCAGUAUUAAGUACUAAAUUGGACGAUAAAUAUAUUAUUGAGAGAUCCCCACAAAUCCAAACAUUAGUAUUAACAGCUGAAUGUAGACAUGUUGAAAGCAACGUAUGUAAUAAUUAACUCUACAAAGUUUGGCAGAAAUCUCUUUUGGGCCCUCUAGUUGAGCAAGUCUGAACUUGGCCAAAGGUUUGUUUUGUUAAAAUAUUCACUGUUAUUAAAAAGUCUGCCCUUGAAAAUUUUCAAUCACCAAUUUGUUAACAUUUAUUAAUAAUUCUUUCUAUGAAAUUUGUAAUUGUUAUAGGGACCUCUUUUAUAUUUUAGCAUAGGGCCUUGUGUAGUCUUAAUUCAGUCCUGCUGACAUUGACUAUAGAGAGUUGAUAAAUAUAUGGCCAGAAAUAUGAGUCGAGGAUCAAACACCUGCAGCAUGCCAUUGUAAUAUUACUUGACAAUGUAAACUCAAACAUUCAGCCUCUUGCUAACAGUCACUGUGUAUUUGUCAUUUGUAUUUAACACAGACUCUCAGUGAUAAUGGCCAUCUUCUGGGCUGUUGUGCUAUGUUGUCUGGUAGAAGCUGGUGAACUUCUAAUAGACUACACAUUACAGCAACCCAGAAGAAAGCCAGUUAUGCUUACUGCCACGAGAACCUGAAAUUAACUUCAUCUCAUUUUGUUUCAAGUUUACAUAUCAUUAUAUAUAUAUAUAGACACACACAAAUUAAUAGAAACAGACAUUAACUUACCUGAAAGACCCAACCAGGCAACAAUAUUUUUCAAGCCCUGAUAUCAGUCAAAUGCCCUGAAUCAGGAGCCUACGUUUGAUUGCCUCUCACUCCAGUUGUGAUAUGAUAGGACUGCAACCAUCUGCUGGAACAUUUCACAUUUAGCUGCAAUCAUGCUGUGUCAGUCUUUUAAGAAAAUGUGCAAUGGUGUUAGUUGUUAGUAAAACCUAAUGAGAAGACAAACCAUGAGCAGUGACUGUAUAAGGGGUAAGUGUAUGAAAUGAAAGAAAAGUUUAAAUGGUAACAUGAAUAUGUGAAAUGUUUACUGAUUACUAAAAGGUUCUGAUAAGGGAAGGAAAAUGAAUUUUUAAAAACUUUGGUACAGUGUCAAGUUAUAUGUAAUUAUCACAGUGAAAUGUAAAGCAAGCAUGUGUAAAUUUAAAGACCAUGGACCAUGGCAUGCUGACUGCUUUUAUUGAACGAGUUUCUAUUUAUUUGACAAUCUGUCCAUUAUGAUCAUGAAAAGCUGAUAAAUCUCCAAUCUUCCUGA